This is a messenger RNA of Sitophilus oryzae (rice weevil), 6566 nucleotides long. RefSeq lists its product as uncharacterized. Gene Ontology annotation, biological process: monoatomic ion transport; translation; transmembrane transport. The coding region runs from base 459 to 6488 and encodes 2009 amino acids. The record is from RefSeq and is a predicted model, not a curated record. NCBI's taxonomy places the organism in Eukaryota, Metazoa, Arthropoda, Insecta, Coleoptera, Curculionidae. Gene Ontology annotation, cellular component: membrane; ribosome. Gene Ontology annotation, molecular function: protein binding; structural constituent of ribosome; monoatomic ion channel activity. The transcript has 15 exons.
AUAUUAAUAAAUAUAAUAUUCGAAAAGGAAACCGAUAUAUUUUAACCUGUAUAAGCAAAUAACUUUUUUAGGAAAAUAACAAAAUUAAAAUAUUUUAUAUGAAAAAAAAAUAUUUUAAUACAAGCUCGUGAAUUUUUACCACUUGAUAAUAAUUAUAGUACAAUUUAUUUUGUAUAUAAUAAGUUCCGUAUUAUGCAGGAAACAGCUUAUACAAUCAUUGAUAGCCACGUAGAUCUACAUACACGAUAAUACAUAUCAUUUAAUGAAAAAAUUCAUUAAAUAAAACAGGUAUAACCUUCGCUUUAUGCUAUAAUUAAAUCAAAUUAUUCCAACUAAAAUGUUAAUACUUAUUAAUAUUUGCAUUUUAUUUACAUCCUUUGUAAUUAGUGUAAUAGACUGAGCACCAUUGUAUUUCCCGGAUUAUUUCUUAUUUAUCAAAAUAACAAUGUUUUAGAUAAAUGGUAGCUCUAGCAGAUGAUCGCGCCAAAACCUUUAGGAUGGACAACCUGGCAUUCCAGGAUGAACAGGACAACUCGAAACGGAUCUCCCGAUCUGUCAGUGUUAACACGGAAGUGGAAAGUUAUCCCCUAUAUAAAACCUGGAGAAGGUCCCAAUAUGACCCGGAAGUGAUGCUAGAAGAAUGUUCUGAGGAUUUCGAAUAUAUGGAGUGUGGUCCAAGCCCGCCAGCCGAUCAUGCGCCCAACAUUUACGAAAGCCUAGAAGAAUUCUCUACCAGCGAAUUGACCGUCCAAAUAUGUUCAGAUACGAUCAAACACAAUCUUAUAGAACAUAUGAAAUUAUCCUCGGGCAAACAUCAUUAUCUAGACGAUAUAGAAAGUAAAAAAAUUGUGGCUGAAAAUCUAGAGACCAGUUUUAGGGGAGCGACAAAUACGGAAAUCAGUAUCUGUUUUCUAUGGGCUGCGUUUUUGAAAAGAUGGGAAUUGCUAGAGGGACUGUUGAAACUGGGUGCUCGAUUAAAUUACAGCGAACCAAAUCAGGGCCUCAGCGCUAUACACCUAACAUCCUUCAGCGGAUGCAUUCCUGGCACGCAGUUUUUAAUAUCUCAAGGAAGCGACGUGAACGCCAUUUACAAAUGCUUCAGUCCCCUACACUGCGCCGCUUUUGGCGACAGCCCCGAAACAGCAAUGAUAUUGCUAAACAACGGGGCUCGAGUAGAAGCCCUGACCAACAGUCCCAAUUACACUAACGAGAACGUGCUGCACUGUGCCGUACGUGCCAAUGCAGUGGCGUGUGUGAGGCUCUUUACGGUAGAAGGAGCAAACGUAGGACAUAUUGAACAUUGCGGUAUGUCCCCAGUACAUUUAGCAGCUGAAUUGGGCCAUUCCCAGUGCCUGAAAAUUAUGGUUGAGGCCAAAGGGAUUAAUGUGAAUGCUAGAACAAAAGAGAAAGAACAGACUCCGCUACACCUGGCAGCAGAAGGAGGAUAUUACGAAUGUAUCGAUAUUUUGUUGGACAAAGGAGCCCAAGCAAAUGUUAAAAAUCACAGAUUACAGACACCCCUACAUUUAGCUGCAAAAGCACAAUCUUAUGACAGUGUCGAAUUAUUGCUUAAGAAAGGUAAAGCCGAUCCUAAUGUAGCAGAUUGUGAUAAAAGAACUCCACUUCAUGCAGCAGUAGGCAAGGCAGCUCGUUCUUACGAUAUCAUAGAAAUAUUAGUAAGCUUUGGUGCCGACGUAAACAUGAGAGACCAAUUCGGCUACACGCCUCUCCACAUAGCGGCCUUAAACGAACUCUCUCAAUGCGUCGAAGUCUUAAUACACCGCGGAGCUGACGUCACCGCCAAAUCCAAAUACGGAAUGACGGCGCUGGGCAUCAUAACCAGAAAAACGCCCGCCUCUUUGGCCAUGAUCAAAUUCAAACUGGAUCAAGCCAUUACUCUCCACCAUCACCCCGAAUCGUCCAAUAGGGAGGUGGAGUUGCGUUUGGAUUUCCGCAGCAUAUUACAGCACUGUCACCCGAGAGAAAUCAGCUUUUUGAAUACCUUCGUCGACGAAGGUCAGAAGGAGAUCCUCCUGCAUCCAUUAUGUUCGGCUUUUCUGUACUUGAAAUGGGAGAAAAUAAGGAAAUACUACAUCGCCAGGAUGUUGUUUUGUUUUAUUUUCGUGUUAAGUUUGUCGUUGUACGUUUUGACGGCUUUGGCACAUAACUGUUACAACCACGGGAAGAAUAUGAAUGAUACCCAACCUCAAAACGUAAUCGAACUAUGCGAAAAGAAGUCUAUGAUGGGGCAUAUGUUGAGGAAUAAUCCUUUCGUUAUAGAGAUGCAAUGGUUCGCUUUGGUCGGUAUAACCUGCUGUGAGAUUCUGCGAAAAAUAUAUGGUUUAACCGGAUAUCCUACAGUGAAGCAGUAUCUGUCACAUCCUGAGAACAUUAUUGAGUGGUCAGUCAUAAUUAGUGUGUUUGUUAUCUCUUUCGUUUACACUGGUAGAACAUACACGUGGCAGAAUCACGUAGGGGCCUUUGCGGUGCUUUUUGGCUGGACCAACUUGAUGCUGAUGAUCGGACAACUUCCUAUCUUCGGACCUUACGUUGCCAUGUACACCAGAGUACAAGGAGAAUUUGCCAAACUCCUCCUGGCCUACUCCUGUCUCCUUAUCGGGUUUACCAUAAGUUUCUGCGUAAUAUUUCCGGAUUCAUCAACUUUUGCCAACCCAUUUAUCGGUUUAAUCACUGUCUUAGUGAUGAUGACAGGAGAGUUGAGUCUGGAUCUUCUCGUAGACGACGAUCCAGAAGAUCCUCCCUUUCUUUUGGAAAUCAGUGCCCAAGUCACCUAUAUUUUAUUCCUUCUUUUCGUAACAGUUAUUCUUAUGAAUCUCCUUGUGGGUAUCGCAGUUCACGAUAUACAAGGUCUUCAGAAAACUGCAGGUUUAUCCAAACUUGUUCGACAGACAAAACUGAUAUCUUACAUAGAGUUGGCAUUAUUCAACGGGUAUUUACCACGUUACCUGUUAAAUCUGCUUCACUGGACGGCGCUGGUCAGUCCAAAAGCUUACAGGGUGGUUUUAAAUGUCAAACCUUUAAAUCCAGGCGAAAAAAGAUUGCCUAAGGAUAUUUUAGAAGCAGCAUACGAGAUAGCAAAGAAGAGGAAAUAUUUUGGGCAUUCCCUAUCCACUAUUGGAAAGAAAACGUUGAACAAUAACACUGAUAAUAUUAGCGGGGUGUACGAUUCGGGCGGCAUGGGUAUAGUUCACAACAAAAUUGAAAGGAACUCCGAAAAAAUGGAAGGUUUAGUCAAGGAAGUUAAGGAUUUGAAAACUAUGAUGGAGACGUUAGAGUCAAAUCAAAAAGUUAUUCAGCAACUGUUGAAUACAAUUAUACAAAGUCGGCAUUUCAACAAGAACAAUAAUUCUAAUUCUAAGGGUAGCCUUCUGUUUCCUCUGCUUUUCUGUAAUAUGGAGACCAAAGUGGAUAUAGAAGCUGAGGUGGUAGGAGGAGGUCCUACAGGUCAGGCAGGAACUAUUAGAUGGGGCAUAGCUUGGGGCUUGAGGAGCUUUGUUGACAGGGAAACAAUAGAGAGGAUGAGGCUGGUAUACGUUUGGGUCAAGUACAAGUUUAAAAGUGGUGAUAAAAUGGUGUUUGACAUGGAAACUCAAAUAGACAAUGUUAAUGGGGAGAGUCUGCCGUUAAAAAACAGUUCAGGAAAAUUUGGAAGGUCUAUAAGCACAAAUACUAACUCGGAAUACGUGUCUUUGCACAGUUUUUCCAACUCUGUUAUAUCUCGUGGCCGCAGUUAUAGGAUUAACUUAGACUUAGACACGCUAUAUCAGGAAGAAGAUUCCGAUGACUCAAAUUAUAUCGACUGCGGAACAAGUCCAUCACCUGAUAACACCAUGGGAUUUUUCAAUGAAAGUUUCCAAUUUUCUUCAGCCAGUCAAUACAGUAUUCCAUUGACACAGGAGAAAAUCAGAAAGAGUUUGGAAGAACAAAUGAAAUUAUGUUCUGGUAAUUUUAGCUUGUUUGAAGACAUAGAAACUAAGAAAAUCGUACAAGAAAACUUGGAGGAGAAUUUUAAAAACGUCAAUAAAACAGAAUUGAAUAUAUGUUUUUUGUGGGCCGCUUUUUUGGGAAGGUGGGAUUUAUUAGAAGAGUCUUUGAAGUUAGGAGCUAAAUUAGAACAUUUUGAGCCAAACCAAGGACUAAGCGCCAUACACCUAACUGCAUUCAGCGGCUGUAUUGCGGGUACCCAGUUUCUAAUAGCUCAAGGAAGCGACGUUAAUGCCAUCCACAAAUUCUACAGCCCACUUCACUGUGCAGUUUUUGGAGAUAAUGCUGAGACCGCUAUAGUCUUGUUGCAUCAUGGGGCUCAAAUACAAACAGUGACCAAAAGUCCAAUUUAUGCAAACGAGAGUGCGCUGCACUGUGCUGUAAGAGUGAAUUCUAUUGAGUGUGUGAGGCUCUUAACUGCAGAAGGAGCUGAUUUAGGACAAGUGGAAUUAACUGGCAUGUCUCCAGUUCACUUAGCGGCCGAGAUGGGUCAUGCCGAAUGUCUAGCUAUAAUGAUAAAGACCCCUGGGGUGAAUGUAAAUGCAAAAACCAAAGUAAAUAAUUACAGCCCUUUGCAUUUAGCAGCUGAAGCUGGAGCUAUCGGUUGUAUAGAAGUAUUGUUGGAAUCAAAUGCGGACAUUAAUAUAUUAAAUGAUAGAAAUGAGACCCCUCUUCACUUGGCUGUGAAGGCACAAAACACUGAUUCUGUAAGGAUACUUUUAAGUGGAUGGGCAGAUCCUAACUUGACCGAUUGCAACAAAAUGACUCCUCUACAUUUAGCCGCCAGUAAGCAAAACUGCGAAAUUAUUGACCUACUAAUACGAGGCGGCGCAGAUGUAAAUAUUAAAGGCCAACACGGAUAUACACCCCUCCACAUCGCUGCCAUGAACGAAUUGACACGCUGCGUCAAACUUUUGAUCAACCACAGCGCUGACGUAACUGCCAAAUCCGACCGAGGUACCACGGCACUCGGGAUAAUCCGGAAAAAGACACCCGCAGCAUUAGAAACCAUCAACUCCAAACUAGACCAAUCGAUCUCCUUUUCUAACCAUUCAGGUUAUAGCAAAGAGAUCGAAGUCACCUUGGACUUUCGGAUGAUCUUGCAACACUGUCAUCCCAAGGAAAUUUGUUUUUUGAACACGUUCGUUGACGAAGGGCAAAAGGAAAUACUUCUUCAUCCGCUCUGUUCGGCUUUUCUCUAUAUUAAGUGGAAAAAAAUCAGGAAAUACUAUAUAGCUCGAAUUCUUUUUGCUUUGGUUUUUGUAUUAAGUUUAUCUUUGUAUGUUUUGACAGCUCUGGCACAUAAUUGUUAUAAUCGCGGUAAGAACAUGGACGAAGAUGACGAGGACAACGUCAUCGAGUUGUGCGAGAAGAAGUCUAUGCUGGGUGAUAUGCUGAGAAACAAUCCUUUUGUCAUUGAGAUGCAGUGGUUUGGUUUGGUUGUCAUCACUGCCUGCGAGAUUUUAAGAAAAGUUUACGGGCUAAGCGGUUGUAAAUCGUUUAAACAAUAUAUGCUAUACUCUGAGAAUAUCAUUGAAUGGUUUGUGAUAGUCAGUGUUUUUGUCAUUUCGUUCGUCUACACUGGUAGGACCUAUACCUGGCAAAAUCAUGUAGGAGCCUUUGCAGUGCUCUUCGGUUGGACUAACUUGAUGCUAAUGAUUGGACAACUUCCACUCUUUGGUCCAUACGUUGCUAUGUAUACAAGAGUCCAAGGUGAGUUUGCCAAACUGCUUCUAGCUUAUUCCUGCAUUCUCAUAGGUUUCGCCAUAAGUUUUUGUGUUAUUUUCCCCGACUCCAAUACCUUUGCCAAUCCAUUUAUUGGUUUCAUAACUGUCAUUACUAUGAUGAUCGGAGAACUAAACUUAGAAAUUUUGGUCGAUGACGAUCCUGAAGACCCACCUUUGGUGCUAGAAAUCAGCGCCCAAGUUACUUUUGUUCUGUUUUUAUUAUUCGUUACCAUAAUCCUUAUGAACCUGCUAGUAGGUAUCGCGGUAAACGAUAUAGAAGGCCUGCAGAAAACAGCUGGUUUGUCCAAACUAGUUCGUCAAACCAAACUGAUCUCUUACAUCGAACUAGCUCUGUUUGACGGUUAUCUGACAAGGUAUCUGAUGAAUAUCCUUCACUGGAGUUUGGUUUCGAACAAAUCUAGCAAGGUGGCGAUAAACGUCAAACCUUUGAAUCCCAGUGAAAAUAGAUUACCUAAAGAUAUUUUGGAGGCAGCGUAUGAAAUAGCUAUGAAAAGAAAAGCGGGAAGCCAAGCUGAUGACCAGGAAACAGACGAAGGAAAGGAUGAACAGCAAAAUUCCACAGAGUUACUUGGCAUGUCCCGGAAAAUAGAUGAAAAUACUAAGAAGAUUGAAAUGUUGAUGGGCGAUAUGCAAGUGGUAAGAGAAAUUUUAGAAAGACUUAACAACAGAGAAGUUUUAAUGGAAGAGUUACUCGCAACUAGUAUUGCGAAUAUAAAUUAUGGCGAAUUUAAAUGAACUAGUUAUUAUUUUAUAUGUUUCUAUUCUUGUAAAAAAUUGUAAAUUUGAAUAUAUGUAAUUGAAUACUAUAUAUAA